Messenger RNA from Talaromyces proteolyticus, 345 nucleotides. RefSeq lists its product as uncharacterized. The annotation marks the transcript as partial. NCBI's taxonomy places the organism in Eukaryota, Fungi, Ascomycota, Eurotiomycetes, Eurotiales, Trichocomaceae. The record is from RefSeq and is a predicted model, not a curated record. The transcript has a single exon.
CAUGAUUUGUUUGAAGACCGAGAACAAAACAGUUGAUCUGCCGUUUCCCACUUAUCCCUAUCUCCUCGGCCAUGAACCACCUACGUCUCACACAGACAACACCUACCAUGCAUUACAUUCUUGUACCCUAUAUUUUUGUUCCUCUCUUUGUGUUGGUAAACAUGAUUGCAUCGGCAUAUAGGCAAGCACAGAUCGUUCAGGUUUUUAAUGUCCUUCAUUCUUCCAUCCUAUUUUCUCUUUUUUAAGCAUGAUGUUUUUUCUCUUUCCUUCUCAAAGUUCAAUCUCUUCACCAGACCUCGUAUCAAUCAUGGACGCUCCGAGUCUUCCAUUAUAUUAGUUCAAGAC